AUGGUAGCCCAAGAGGAACAGUCGCCCAAGCGAACUAGUGCCGAGGCGCUGAUCAACGAGGUUGCUAAUGCCGUUCGCAAACGUCCCAAGCGGACCAGGUUCAUUCGCAGGCAGAAACCACUCAAUAGCACGAUCCUAGGCGGCAGUGAGGGCGGCGAGCAUCUUACCCGACCUGAUUACUCUGAGGAUGAUGAAGACGCGGCUACUCUGAAACGUGAGACGGAUUUCCCAGUUCUCCCAACGCGCGCCUCGACACAAAGACUAAGCCGUGCUUCAGGAACAUCCUGCACAACAUCUACCACGGAUAUCACUUCUCUGAGCCUCCCGGCCACCAAUGGCUCGGCAUGUGCUGGUUGCGGCUCAUCAUCUCACCGGCUCAACAUCUGCAUGAAAGCAGGCUCCGUGACCGGUCUCAUGAAAGGAUGCCCAUGGUGCAACACCCUCAACCACAGCCUCGCCAACUGUUCGGAUACAAAGCACGAUCUAGCCAUGCUGCUCGAAGCUAUCCAGAUGCGCGCCAACAUGCCUUUUUUCCUGCCAACACAGGGCUGGGUUCAUGUCGUCCGUGCCGCUGUCGCCGAUGGCCACAAACCUCCAAACAGCUUUCCUUGGACUACCGGGUUCACUAAGAAGAUUUAUAAGUCUGCUGAGUCCUUCCAGGGGGAUCUGGACAAAGUUGGCACCAACAGACGCGUGGGACUUCCUAUCGAUCCAUCCACCAAGGAUUGGGAGACAGUUCAGCGAAACUUUCCAGAGGCGACUUGA
Molecule: messenger RNA, 765 nt
Organism: Fusarium tjaetaba
Lineage: Eukaryota; Fungi; Ascomycota; Sordariomycetes; Hypocreales; Nectriaceae
Exons: 3
Coding region: 1-765 (254 amino acids)
Source: RefSeq, a predicted model, not a curated record